Molecule: messenger RNA, 3006 nt
Organism: Phyllostomus discolor (pale spear-nosed bat)
Lineage: Eukaryota; Metazoa; Chordata; Mammalia; Chiroptera; Phyllostomidae
Gene: SLC25A32
Product: solute carrier family 25 member 32
Exons: 7
Coding region: 368-1315 (315 amino acids)
Biological process (GO): folate import into mitochondrion; nucleotide transport; mitochondrial transport
Cellular component (GO): mitochondrion; mitochondrial membrane
Molecular function (GO): FAD transmembrane transporter activity; folic acid transmembrane transporter activity
Source: RefSeq, a predicted model, not a curated record
GCACCGUAGUUUCGCGGACGAGGGUUGACCGGGGGCGGUUCCGUGCGCUCGCUUCCACGCCCAUCAGCCCCAGCUUGCAGCAACAGUGGGCGAGGCUGGGCGGGGACUCGGUGGAGGCGUGCGACCCACCUCCCUCGCGUUCUCUUCUGGCGUCACUUGCGGCUGCCCCUUGUCAUGCCCGGCUUGCUGCAGGGUUUGCUGGCUCAGUGCAGUGGGUACGCGCUCCUCGUCCGCCCGCCGGUCCCGGAAGUGGGCUAGCGUCCUGCAGUUCUGCUUCAGGGUCGCGAUUGUCGCCACGCUGGUGGCCACUGCCUCCCCUCUCACCGCCUCGGCCCUAGGCGCCGAGGUUUCAGCAGGCCCCGAGUCAAUGACAAGCCAGGGCCAGUCGGCUCCCGGGUCGUCGGCGUGGAGCGCGGUAUUCCGCCACGUCCGGUACGAGAACCUCGUGGCGGGUGUGAGCGGCGGCGUCCUGUCCAACUUCGCGCUGCACCCGCUGGACCUAGUAAAGAUACGCUUUGCAGUGAGUGAUGGAUUGGAACUGAGACCAAAAUACAAAGGAAUUCUGCAUUGCUUGAGUACCAUUUGGAAACUUGAUGGACUACGGGGACUUUACCAAGGAGUAACCCCAAAUGUGUGGGGUGCAGGUUUAUCCUGGGGACUCUACUUUUUCUUUUACAAUGCCAUCAAAUCAUAUAAGACAGAAGGAAGAGCCGAACGGUUAGAGGCAACAGAAUACCUUGUCUCAGCGGCCCAAGCUGGAGCCAUGACGCUCUGCAUCACAAACCCAUUCUGGGUGGCAAAAACCCGCCUUAUGUUGCAGUAUGAAGGUGUUGUUAAUGCCCCACAACGGCAGUAUAAAGGGAUGUUUGGUACCCUUUGGAAAAUAUAUAAGUGUGAAGGUGUGCGUGGAUUGUAUAAGGGGUUUGUUCCUGGGCUGUUUGGAACAUCACAUGGUGCCCUUCAGUUUAUGGCAUAUGAGUUGUUGAAGUUGAAAUACAACCAGCAUAUCAACAGAUCACCAGAAGCCCAGUUGAGCACAGUAGAAUACAUAUCUGUUGCAGCACUAUCCAAAAUUUUUGCUGUAGCAGCAACGUACCCAUACCAAGUUGUGAGAGCUCGUCUUCAGGACCAGCAUAUGUCUUACGAGGGUGUAUUGGAUGUAAUCGCGAGGACGUGGAGGAAAGAAGGCAUUGGUGGAUUUUACAAAGGAAUUGCUCCCAAUUUGAUUAGAGUGACUCCAGCCUGCUGUAUUACCUUCGUGGUAUAUGAAAAUGUGUCACAUUUUUUACUUAACCUUAGGGAAGAGAAAAAGUAAGCCAAAAGAAGAUAAGUCCAGCACAGCCGCCCAAGGCACCACAUGCUCCUUUGUGUUUGAAACGUAAAACUCAGAAGAAUACUACACGGCAACAUGGCUCAUAAUCAAAAUUGGUCUAUGAUCAUUAGAAGUCAGAAAACUGCUAAUUCUCACAAUGUCUGUCUGUUUUUUGCCUUCCCCAUGUAACUGGGACUUGGCUACCUCUGCCUGAACUGGCUGCCAUCACCACCACAGCAAAACUGACACCACGUGGAGAAUUUCAUACAUUUCUCCAUUUCGUUGUUCAAGUGGAAGCUAAUUUUCAGCAUUCGCUAAGUGGAUUAGAUAAAGUGCUUCUUUUUCUGAAUUCAUUUGCCUGGAUUAGCUUUAAAAUUGACUUCUGUGCAAUAGCAAGAAAAUGAUUUCUUAUAAGAAUGUCAUCAGUGUUUCAUGGGUAAAUUGAACUUUUAAGGAUUUGCUGGAAAAGAUGUUGCCCAGAUCCAGACCAUUUUAGAAUUGGGAAAUUUUGGUGAGACAAAUUUUGUUUCAAUUCAGUUGGAACAUACUAAAGAAACUGAGAAGUUAGGUAUUCCUGUGAACUUGAGAAAUAUCUGACAUCUGUUGCAAUUCCACCACUGAUUUUAUUUCCAGAGGUUCUUCCAUAAUUUAAAAUGUAAUACUGGAUCCCAUUAUGUUAUGGCAUGGGUACCUAGUGCCUUUUAAAUUUAUAAAGUCUGAACUAGAAUCCAGCUGUGUCAGCCCUUAUUUAGCACAUUUGUCGAUAAGUCAUACACUGGAGUUGCAAAUAGGUCACCUUAUGCAGAUACCGGAAUGACUGAGGGUUGACAAACAGCAUGGAGCUGAGAAACUUUAAUUUCAUACUUCAGUUUUCAGAUAUAUGGGUCCAGAUCCCAAACAAAUGACUAAUCUACUUUGGUUAUUCAAAUUCAGGUUCUAAUACAAAUUUCAUUAAUGGCCAUUAUUGGUUUUACUCUCAUGAGUCAUUGUAAAUAUGAAGUUCUGCCCCAAAGGGAUGCCAGAAUAAUGCUAAUAUUUUUAUUUAUCAUAAAAGUCUAUCACUGCUAUUGCACUACCAUCUAUUGGUUGUAAAUAAAACAUCGUGGUUUUUCAAAGCCAUAUUUAAAUGGUUCUUUGAAAAUAGGUAUAGGUUUUAUAUUUUGCAAAUGGCAUUGUUUUAAAAAUAAAGGUGAAAUGAUAAGUACCUAAUUAUACUUACUAUAGUUUCUUGUAACAUGUGCAGGAAUACUUUAUGAAUUACAUGUGAUGUAUUUUUUCAUACUUCUGAAUUAUACUAUAAUUCAUAUGAAAUGCUGAUUAUCGUCACUAUAUGUAGUUACUAUCUCGAAUUUUAGAAUUAGUGUCAUUAUUUGAAUGCCUUCUAUGUACCCCAAAUUCAUAAAACAUAGUUUCUAUCCUUUAAGAGCAUACAAGCUUACAGAAUAAACAAGUAAACAUAAUAACUAUAGUUCACAAAGAUUUCUACAAAGGUCUGUAAGAGUUCUGAGAAAAGAACUCAUUUCACUUCUCCAACAAAUAGUAGCUGAGCUCCUGUCCUUUGCCGGGUGUGUUACCAAGCAUGGAGAGGAUGGCAGUAAAGAAGCCAGACAACAUUCCUGCCCUCAAGGAACUUUCAUUUUAUUGUGAGUGACAGAAAACAUACAAUAUAAGCAUAAUAUGAUUCCAGGCAUUAA